This is a messenger RNA of Neurospora tetraspora, 1087 nucleotides long. RefSeq names its product translation initiation factor eIF3 subunit. The transcript has 3 exons. Gene Ontology annotation, cellular component: cytoplasm; eukaryotic translation initiation factor 3 complex. Gene Ontology annotation, molecular function: translation initiation factor activity. The coding region runs from base 198 to 1022 and encodes 274 amino acids. NCBI's taxonomy places the organism in Eukaryota, Fungi, Ascomycota, Sordariomycetes, Sordariales, Sordariaceae. The record is from RefSeq and is a predicted model, not a curated record.
CCGCUAACAAUUAUUUCGCCCACUACCUGAACCACAAGGUGCCUGAACCCUGCUCGCUUUUUCGACUUCUCAGACAGCGAUCGGCUUCUCUUUUGCAGUUGGACACAACCACCACGCAAACUUUUCCUCGUCUCGCCAGACAUCGUUGUCGCAAAGACCCGUUCGGUUUUCUAGAUCAUCACUACCAAAUCGCAAACAUGCCUGGAAAGAAGUGGGACGAGGAAGAGGAGGAGUCUUCCGCCCCCAACUCGCCCGUCCUUGCCCCCGGCCGCCGCCGCUUCGACGAUGAGGAGGGUAACGAGAGCGACGUUCUCGACUCGUGGGAUGCCGCCGAGGACUCCGAGGUAGAGCGCGAGAAGGCGAAGAAGGCUGAAGAGGCCAAGGCCAAGGCCGAGGCCGAAGCCGCCGCCAACAAGAAGUCCAAGGCGCAGCGCAUCGCCGAGCGCCAGGCCGAGCGCGCCCGCCAGCUGGCCGAGGAUUCGGAUGCGGAGGAGGAGACCGAGGCCGAGCGCCGCGAGCGCCUCCGCCGCGAGCAGAAGGAGUCCGAUCUCAAGCACGCCGAGGACCUGUUUUCCGGCAUCGGCAUCAGUAACGACCGCAAGGUCGUCAGCAAGGGCACCAUUGUCCAGAUCGACCCCAAGGACCCCAACAACACCAUCGACAUCUCGACCCUCGCCCUCUUCAACCCCACCACCAAGACCCAGUUCGAGACCCUCCGCACCACCCUCGGCCCCAUGGUCGGCAAGCUCUCGCCCAAGCCGCACUACACCCUCUUCCUCCAGGAGUUCGCCAAGCAGCUCGCCAAGGACCUCAAGAGCGACGAGAUCAAGAAGAUUGCUAGCACCUUGACUGCUCUCAGCAACGAGAAGCUCAAGGAGGAGAAGGCUGCCGAGAAGGGUGGCAAAAAGAGCAAGGCUGCCAAGACCAAGACCUCGCUCGCUGGUGUUGGCCGUGGUGGUGCCAUGGCUGAGGCUCACGACACCUACGAGGAGGAUGCUUUCGGAGAUGACGACUUCAUGUGAAAGGCUUCUACCGAAAAAUCACGAUCGUCCGCUUCGUGUGGAAGAGAGGCCUCGAGUCCUCUCUC